Molecule: messenger RNA, 1624 nt
Organism: Camellia sinensis
Lineage: Eukaryota; Viridiplantae; Streptophyta; Magnoliopsida; Ericales; Theaceae
Product: F-box protein At3g07870
Molecular function (GO): protein binding
Source: RefSeq, a predicted model, not a curated record
UUAAAAACUCAACCUAAAUCCAAAAGAAGGUUAGGAUUUUGGGAGUAGCGAUUUUAGUACUAGGGUUUUUCUAAAGCUUAACAGAGCUCGUUUUAUCGUCUUCAAUUUUCCUCUGCUUCUGCAAAACCCUAAAAAUUGGCCAGUCGAAGAAGAAAUGUCGGACUAUUAUAUGCCUCAAGAAUUGUUGAUUGAUAUCCUCACCAGACUACCCGCAGAGACUCUCCUUCGAUCCACACUGGUUUGCAAGUCAUGGUACUGCACUGAAGAACCUAACGAAAGAGAGCACUACUCGGUACGUUGCGACGAUCCUAUCAACAACACAUUCAAUGAGCACGCGAAAUUCAAAUUUCCUUUCCAUUGCAUAGACCCUUAUUACUGGAUUGUUGGUAGUUGUAAUGGGUUGAUUUGCAUUUCUGAUGAUCAGUUCUAUUAUAAGCAUACUACGUUUUUGUGGAAUCCAAUGAUUAGGAAGUCUGUGCUGAUUCCAAACCCUAAUAUUAGGUUUACUUCACAUGGCCCCUUUACGCAUUCUUUAGGGUUUGGGUUUGAUUCAGCAUCUAAUGACUUCAAAGUUGUUAGAAUUGUGCAUCUUCUAUGGGAAUGUGACACAGUUCCACCUGAGGUUGAAAUUUACACUCUAAAGACUGGAAUUUGGAGAAGCCUAAGUGAUAAAGCUCUUCCAUUUAUUAUUGAAGAUCAAUCGCAACAAGCUUAUAUCAAUGGGGUUUCACAUUGGGUUGCUCACACUCCAAGGGAUGUUGGGCUUUUUCGAAAUUUGAUUGUAUCUUUUGACAUGAAAGAUGAGGUGUUUAGGGAGGUAUCAUUUCCAGAUGGUAUAGCUGGCAGGGACGAAGUCCUGCAAACUACAAGCCUUGUUGUGUUUGAGGAAACCCUUUGUCUGAUCCAGCAUUGUCAAUAUCAAAAUGACUCACAUUGUUGGAUAUGGGUGAUGAAAGAGUACGGUGUGGUAGCAUCGUGGGUUAGACAAUUCAGAUUCGAUCUUCAUGGAGUAUUGAGGAAGCCAAUUGGGAUGAGAAAGAAUGGUGACGUCCUUCUAGCGACGAGUGAGGGAUAUUUGGUUUCAUAUGACCCUGAGAGCAAAGGAAUUGUGAAUCUUGGAGUAAGUGGUACUAUAAAAUGCCAGUAUUGGCAUUCAUUUUAUGUGGAUACUUACAUGGAGAGCCUAGUCUUGCUAGAUAAAGGGGCAGAUUUUUGUGAUACGGUUAUAAUCAAUCUGUUGUGUGAAGAAAGUGAAGGGGACUGAUGGAACCAAGGAAUUGAAAAAAAAAUCAGAAGCAGGACAAGUGCAGGCAAAAUACAGUGUCCUAACCACUCUAUACUUUUUGCACCUUAUUAGAGUAUUCACUAUUGCUUAGGUUUAUUCUUCUUAAAAAUGCAUGAUAUUGAUAAGUAACUUCUAUUUCAAUUCUAGUAUGCUGUUGGAUCAGAUCAUUUACUUUUUCUAUGGAAUUAAUGUCUUUUGAGAAUGCCUUGAAUACUGAAAAGUUCAGCCUAUGCCAUUAUCUCUCUCUGGAUUUCCUUUUACUGAAAUGUUCAUCAUUGGCAAAGAGCACCUUGAUUUGUAUUUUCGGACAUUAGUUAUGCAAGCAUGAUAUUUGCCAAA